GUAUCUUUAACAAAACAUUGUAUUAUUUACAUAUAGAAAAUAUAACUGUUUUGAACUUAUAAUCCUUCUAAAAAAUAUUUUAUAGAUAAAUAAUCUUAUUAAACAGAACUUUUCUGAAUGGAAUAGUUUUAACUUUUUCUAAAAUAAGCCAUUCUAUCGAAGUAAAUUCUUCUUGAAGACAUUUUUCUGUAAUAUAUCUCUCAGAAAUAAAUUUUUAUCCUAAUAAUUUUUUAAUACUAAAUCGUUUUAUUCGAAAACAUCUUCUUAAGGAAAUCAUUUAUGAAACAAACGAAAAAAAGUGUAUGAAAUACGCAGUAACUUAAAUUCAAUAGAAUAAGAAUCCAGAGUAAAAUAAAUGGCAAUUAGGAGUAAUAUUUUCGAAUACUAAUAGGCUUUAACUUAAAAGGCAAAAAUGCAUAUUAUAAACCUCCGCUGGCCGUUCAUGUUUUACAGCAUAUUCCUUCCACUUUAUGUAGCUGAAUCUUUCGUUUUGGAAGGAUCUCCUACAUCAUAUGCUCAAUUCAAGCGGUGGUAUGCUGGCAUUAUGGAUUCCUUAUCGUUCGAAUUCAAAACCGCGGAGCCAAAUGGUUUACUUCUUUAUUUAGAUGAUGGUGGAAUUAGUGACUUCUUUAUGCUGAAGCUUGUCGACGGCGUGUUGAGAUUUCGGUUCAAUUUAGGAGGUGGCGCCAUGCUAACCCAUGCUGGACGAAAUCUUCAGGAUGAUCAGUGGCACAGAGUAGAAAUCACUCGAAACAUUGAAGAUACUCUCAUUCGCAUUGAUGAAGAAAUCCAAAGUAAAGUUACAAAAGGCACAGAUUACCUUUUUGGUAAUUACUCCAGCAACAGUUUUGUCUAUAUUGGCGGGAUUCCCAGUUGGUACAGCGCCAAAUUGACUCAAAUGUCGUACCCAUCUGUCUUUUUUGAACCCCACUUUAAGGGUUCGGUUCGAAAUGUCAUGUAUGCCAAUGAAGAGGGACCUCACCGCCAGCAAGACAUCAUCGAGUUUAAAGGAAUCCGAUCGAACGAAUUGGAUGCUUGCAAACACCAUGAUCCUUGUCUUCAUGAAGGAAUCUGCAUUAGCACCGACAGUGGAGCAAUCUGUGACUGUGGAACAAGUGAUUACGAUGGAAAUUUUUGCGAAAAAGAACGAGCACCAGCCGAAGCUACUUUUCGUGGUUCAGAAUAUCUAGCAUUCAACCUCCUGUCUUUGAACUCAGAGCCAAUCCUGAGCUUCAGCGAUCAAAUCUCACUGUUCUUCAAAUCCCGUCAACCCAGCGGUUUACUUCUAUACACCGGAAGAGGUGAGGACCACUUAUUGCUAGCCCUGAGAGACGGUGGAAUCAUUUUAGUAAUUCAUCUGGGUUCGAGUUCAGUAGAGAAAGUGCUGAAGCCAGCUAAAGUGAGAUUUGAUGAUAAUCAGUGGCAUAAGGUGCUCGUCCAUCGAAAAGUCAGAGAAAUUACUAGAGCGACCAGCUUUUGCCACUUUUCCAUCACCGUGGACGGCGUGUACACCGAAAGAGGGUCGACAGCUGGAACCUUUAAUCUUCUGUCCAGUAGCGUGCUCUACGUGGGAGGGCUUGAUCAAGCAGCCGGACAUCAAGGUGCUCGGCAACAUUCCAACUUAGUGGGAUGCGUUAAGAAGGUGGAAUUUGUAGCAGAUAGCCUGCGAUUGGAAUUGAUUGAGCUUGGAAGAACAGGCAACAAAUUAAUACAGCAGCAAGGGAAUGUACAGUACUUGUGCCAAGAAGUAGAAGCUGCUGAUCCGAUUACAUUCACUAACAAGGAAUCUUUUCUGGCCUUACCUAGCUGGGAUGCUGCUAGAAGUGGAAGCAUCGCAUUUAAAUUAAGAACUAAUGAAGCUAACGGAGUGCUUAUGUACAACACGGGUACAACUGCUCAAGGAGAUUUCUUUGCCUUUGAAUUACUUGAUGGACACGUUUUUCUAUUGCUCAACUUAGGCUCUGGAGCUGUUAAGGUCAAAGCUACAACAAGGAGAGUGGAUGAUGGUCAGUGGCAUUCAGUUUCCUUAAAAAGAUCAGGAAAAUCUGGAAGAGUGACUGUAGAUGAAUCCGCUGUUGAUUUUAUUACACCAGGAAACUCCAAUCAACUGGAUCUUGAGGGUCCACUUUAUGUGGGUGGAGUUGGAACCAGCGCUCAGGGUGUCCUGAUACCCAGUGAAUUAUGGUCCGGAAGUCUUCGAUACGGCUAUGUUGGAUGCAUGAAAGAUUUAGUCAUAAACGGACGAGCUGUUGACAUUGCUGAAGUAAGCCAAAAGCAGGACUCAGGAAGUAUCCGACCAGCAUGCCAUACUCCGACUCCGCAAUGUGACAGUCAACCUUGUUUGAAUAAUGGACUCUGCUUAGAAGGAUGGAAUCAUUUCACGUGUGAUUGUUCUCAUACGAGCUUCUCUGGAACAGUGUGUGCAAAAGAUGCAACUACUCUAAGUUUCGAUGGUACACAAUAUAUGAAGAUUACAAUGACAGAAUUGCCCACUCAGGCAGAGGACAUACGCCUACGCAUGAAGACAACCAGACCCAGUGGAUUGCUAUUUGCCACGUCGUCCGAAAAGUCCUCCACAUCUUUGUCCGCUGCUCUUGAAGCGGGCAGGUUCAAACUCGUCCUCAAUCUUGGUGAUGGAAACAAAGUAUUCUUUGUAGGCCAAGGAUUAAAUGAUGAUCAAUGGCACACACUUCAUGUGACUCGUCGAGGCCAAAGCAUGGAUGUUAAAGUUGAUUCUGAAGCCACUUCCAGAGAACUCAGCGGUCAAAAUAUCAAUCUGGAUUUUCAAACUCUUUAUAUUGGAGCAAUGGGGACCGAGCGACCCCCUGCAUCGUUGAUCUCAUCAACAUCGAACAAGGAUGUUCCUAAUUUUGUUGGACACAUGCAACAUUUCAUUUUCAACGGUCAGCAUUUCUUUGACAUGGCUCGCAGUGGACAAAUGACUAAUUUCAAGGUAACAGCGAAAUUUGGUAAAAAGGACGAAAUCGUCCAUCAUCCUGUUACAUUUAAAUCGAAGUUCACCUUCAUUGGCCUUUCCCAAUUAAAAGCAUACUCAUCUAUGAACUUAUACUUCCAAUUCAAGACUUUAGAACCAAAUGGUCUCAUCUUGUUCAAUGGGGGCAAAGGACAAGAUUUCAUCGUUAUUGAACUCGUAGAUGGUCAUCUGCAUUAUAUUUUCAAUUUAGGAGAUGGUCCCCGAAAAGUGAGGUCAAAUACAAGAUCAACUUUAAAUGAUAAUCAUUGGCAUGCUGUGACAAUCGGGAGACCAUCCGUUAAACAGCAUACCUUGAUGGUAGACGACAUGAUUGCAACAGUUGCAAGUACAGGAUCUAAUGUUCACCUAGAUCUUGACGGUCUGUUGUAUUUGGGUGGAGUUCGAAGAAUUUCUUACUCAUCUCUUCCUAAAUUAGUUCAAUCAAAACAUGGAUUUGAAGGAUGUCUCGCUUCUUUAGAUCUUAACGGAGAAACUGUUGAUCCCAUUAAAGACGCUGUAGUACCUAGUACUUUGGUGUCUUCAGGAUGUGCUGGUCCUGUUACCAAAUGCAGUACAACAGCAUGUGCGAAUAGAGGUAUCUGUGUCCAGAUGUGGAACAGUUACACCUGUGACUGUGAUAUGACAUCUUAUACAGGACCGACAUGUUCGGACGAAAGCAUUUCGUACAAGUUUGGUGCUAAAGGGGGUCUGAUCACUUUCACUUACCCAACAGAUAAAAGACCCGACACCAAAAGUGACUUGUUAGCUCUCGGAUUUAUGAGUUCGACGGACAAUGCAGUUCUAGUUAGAAUAGACAGUGGUAGUAGCAACGACUACAUGGAACUUGAAAUCGUUGAUGGGAAUGUCUUUAUGGUCUACAAUAUGGGUACCGAAGACCAUCCUAUUGGCGAGCUUAGCGUAAACGUUAAUGACCAGCAAUAUCACGUGGUGCGUUUUACGCGGUCUGGUCCGAACUCGACCAUACAAAUAGAUGACCAUAAUGUGAGAACUAAACAACCGACAGGUCGUCAACAUACUAUUUUCAACAGUCAUUCAAAGAUCCAAAUUGGAGGAAAACUCAAUACAAUAAAAAAUAAAAUAGAUAGACCAUUCCAAGGAGUGAUAUCUGGUUUGGUAUUUGGUGGUAACAGGAUUUUGGAUAUGGCAGCUGAAGAUGAUCCGAGGCUAGCCUUACAAGGAGACGUGGAAUUAUUAAUCGUCAUGCCUCCUGAGGGACACACUCCUUCUCCAGAUGAAGAAAAAUCUGUUACCCCUGAUGCUUCAGAACCUACAGAAGAAUUAGAUUUUUCUGGAGCAGGUUCAGGCUGUUAUGAUGAUGAAGAUGAUUGCGAGGCUUCCAACAACGAGAAACAUGAAGAACUGAUCACUCCAGAAAUCGUGUCACCAACGCCGGUGAACUAUCACCCCUCUCACCAUGAGGAUUCACACGAAGAUGAUGAAGAUGAUAUCGAUAUCGGGUCCGGCAUAUCUGAAGGUGAAGCCGGACAACCUGAGGAUAUCUUGCUAACGUACCCCACUCACAUACCGCCGUUAUACCCGGACUACCGAGUGCCCAUGUCUUCCACAUCCGCACAUCCGCCCAUUGUCAUUGUUUCCUUACCCGAACAACCACACACGAAGACAACUCGGGUACCUGCGGUAGUCUAUGAGGUGCCCAUUCCAGGCCUAGCAGGCCCAGGUUCAAAAGACUAUCAGAGACCGACCCAGAGGACUCGAAGCUCAGCAGACAAUACAGCUUUGGUAAUCGGUGUAAUUGCAGGGCUCCUCAUUGCCAUUGUCCUCAUAGCUCUCAUCGUUUAUAAACUGAGGAACAGAACUGAAGGUUCCUAUAAAGUAGAUGAGAGUAAAAACUAUCAGUAUGGUGCUCAAUUUGGUGUUAUUGCUCCAAAUCCAGCUUUUUUAAACGGUCCACCACCUCAUAUUAACGGCUUAAGCAAGGCGCAUCCAGAAAAAACUCCCAAAAAGAAGAAAGGUGGCAAAGAUUUAAAAGAGUGGUAUGUUUAAUGGUGGUGAAUAUGAUCAAUAUGCUUAUUUUAUGCCUUUCUGCGAAAAGGCUCUCAAAAAAACUAAUAUUUUUAAAGUUGAUGAAGAGUAAUGGAUGCCAUACACUCUGGCAAAGAUCGUGCAUCUGAACUGAAAACAAUCAUUUGUCAGAAUUUGCUGCCGUUAAACUUAUUUGUUGGUGGGAAUCUUUUUCAUUUGCACUUAACGACGAUUUUGUUGUUCUUGAGAAUGUUGUUAUUAUGACAAGUACAGAUACAAUCUCUUGCUUGAAGAAUAAAUCCUUAUAUAUGAAUGUAACGCAAAUUCCCAUUCUAAUAUUCCUUUUUUUUAUAAAGAAACUGUUACAUUAUCCUGAUUUUUUUUUCACCACUGAAGAAGUUCCUUAACACCAACCUGUUUUCAAGUUUUAGUUUUCAAAUAUUAUUUGAUCAGUUUAUUGUUUUAAAAAUUAUUAAUUAAUAAUUUUUAUU
Parasteatoda tepidariorum (common house spider) is the source of this 5469-nucleotide messenger RNA. Its product is annotated as neurexin 1. The record is from RefSeq and is a predicted model, not a curated record. Lineage: Eukaryota; Metazoa; Arthropoda; Arachnida; Araneae; Theridiidae.